This is a messenger RNA of Paramormyrops kingsleyae, 3699 nucleotides long. RefSeq names its product ETS-related transcription factor Elf-1-like. Gene Ontology annotation, cellular component: nucleus. Lineage: Eukaryota; Metazoa; Chordata; Actinopteri; Osteoglossiformes; Mormyridae. The record is from RefSeq and is a predicted model, not a curated record. Gene Ontology annotation, biological process: regulation of transcription by RNA polymerase II; cell differentiation. Gene Ontology annotation, molecular function: sequence-specific DNA binding; DNA-binding transcription factor activity, RNA polymerase II-specific.
UUUUUUAGAUAGGCGACCUCAGCCACUGCCUGUUUCUCGUUUUUGUUUUAUCUGAUAGCACGGCAGAGGGAGAGGUCAGGUGCCGUCAUUCCAGGCAGGGAAUAUGCCCUUUUGCUCAGCCUAGGCACACCCUGCUCUUCGAGGACUGGGCUCUCCGCUCUGCUACCUGUUCUGCCUUUUUUUUUUUCCUUAUUUUUUUCCCUUGGCUCCCUGAACUCCACGUUCACGAGUUUCCGUUGUUUUUUUGUUUUAAUUCCUCCCAUUAACAUGAUGACCGAAACGAAGUCCGUGUUUCUCUGAGCAGGUUUGAAACACAGAGGAACUUCAUGCUGAAGCCAGCGGCCUGACCUCACCAGUGACUCAGCACACCGACAGACUCCUCAUCUUUCGGCUGUCGUGUAAAAAGUCGCCGACCCUCCAACAUAAACGAGAAAAGCCUGACAGGUCCAGGGACUCGAAAAGGAACCAGGCUGCCCCAUUGGUUCCCCUCUUUGUUUGGAAACUACCAAACCUUCACUGCUCUGUUCCUCUGUGACGGUUCCUGGUUCUGCUGAACACUCUUCGAGGGGGGAGGCCCUCUCUCUCUGCUUUUUUUUUUCCUACACCCUUUUCGCCAUGACAACUGUAGUCCAGCACAAUGACUUAGUUUUUGACUUUGCCAGCAACGGAAUGGAUGAAAUCCACCAGCUGGAUGACCCGUCCGUGUUCCCUGCGGUCAUCGUGGAGCAGGUGCCCGCCACAGACCUCAUGCAGGUGUACUCUGGGCUGGAGUCGGAAGAGGUGCCCAACGGCAUCAUCGCCGACCCUCCCCUGGACGUGGCCGAGGAGCAGAUCAUGCCUGGUGACGUCGUGCUGUCCGCUCGACCUUCAGGCUCGGACCCUGGGGACAGCAUGGAGACUGUGGAGGCAGCGGAAGCCCUGCUGAACAUGGAGUCGCCCAACAACAUCUUGGACGAGCAGCGCAUGAUCAACACCUACAACAACCUUUUGGAACCUGAACUCAGCUACAUAUCACUGCGAGCAGAGCAGCUGUCUGGCAGCAACAUAGACAUGUCACUGGAUGAGGAAUCGUCGAUGGAUGAGACCCCACGCAAGAAUCCCACCAAGCCACAAAAAAAGCACAAAGCGGUUCGCAAACCCCGGGCAACACGCUCCUGCUCCCCUAUCUCCACCCCCAGCCUGCCGCUGAAGAAGAGGAGCAAGGAGGGAAAAGGCAACACCAUCUACCUAUGGGAGUUUCUGCUCGCCCUACUGCAAGACAAAAACACCUGCCCCAAGUACAUCAAGUGGACGGAGAGGGAGAAGGGCAUCUUUAAACUCGUGGACUCCAAGGCUGUGUCCAAACUCUGGGGGAAGCACAAGAAUAAGCCAGACAUGAACUAUGAGACCAUGGGAAGGGCUCUCAGGUAUUACUACCAGAGGGGCAUUCUGGCCAAGGUGGAGGGCCAGCGUCUGGUGUACCAGUUCAAGGAGAUGCCGUCGGACCUGGUGGUGAUCGACGACGAAGAUGACCAAUGUCUGGACUCCGCUCCCCCGUCGAGAGGCCUGUCCCGUGGGGCGUCCCGGUCUGGAAAGGGCUCGGCGCUCAUGAAACCCGUGAAACGGGAAGCCAGCCCCGCCGUGGUGUACCCGGGCGUGGUGGAGAAGCCGUCCGGGCAGCUGCUCCAGGCGGUCCACAUGCUGCCAUCAGGCCAGUCCUUGGAGGGCCCCACUCCUUCACACACCAUAAGAGCCCUGAACGGUCCCACCACGGUCCCUGUGGUCCUUACGUCGACGGCUCAGGGAGGGGGCACGGUCACCCUGCAGACAGUGCCGCUGACCACCAUGCUCGCCAACAGCGACUCCAGCCACAGCUCCCCGCAGAGGGUCAUCCUGCACACCGUGCCCUCCUCCACGGCCGGGGGCAAGGAUGUGCUGACCUUCCAGACCGCCGGAUUGACCGCGAGCGCCGCCAGCCUGUCCGACUGCCUCCAAACACAGCAGCUGCUGGUCACCGGCUUAAGUACCUCCAGUGGGGGGGUCAUCAGCACCGCCGGCCAGUGCAACGGCCUCCCGCGCCUGGUCACCCUGAGCCCCGGAGGGCAGCCCGUGGUGACUCAGCAGCCUGGCACAGUAAUCGCCACCGUGCUGAAGCCCGGCGAGCUCCGCGGUCUGCAGGUGAAGGAGGAGGCGCUGGACCCCCAGUAUCUGCAGUCCCUGGUCAACAGCGACCCCGCAGCCUGCAUCAGCUACGGUGAGCGGGAGGCCGAGUGCGGUCACAGGACGGUCAUUAUCAGCGGCGGCCAGGAGGGGGCGCUGAAUGGACACUCUGAGCAGGGCGAGGGGCCGAGCAGCAGUCCGGGUGAGGGUCUGACUCCCGUGGUGGAGCUAGAGGAACUGGAGGAGACAAAGGUGCUGGAUGUGUCAGAGGUACACCUCAUCCCGGUUCAGGUGAAAACUGAGCCCGUGGAGACAUAGAGGAACCCUGCAGCCCCAUGGAGAGAGGACGCUUUUGGAUGUGUACAAACAGGAAAUCCAUCCUCUAACAGCUUUAACUUUUAAGUGAUCAGGUUGGCUCUCUCUCAUAACAGGGGAUUCAAGAUUCAUUGCUCAAAACUGUGAGCCAAGACUUGGCCCGGGACUUUUGUUUACUCAGAAAAAAUGUGCCUAAAUUUGAACAGCAAGGGAUUACAAUUUCUUUUUAAUUUUUAAUGCAAUGCAUGAUGGAAGAAUCCCCAAACCCUCAGGGCCCCCGUCGCUGAGCCCUGACACACUGCCCUACCUGGAAAACAGCCAUCACAGAAGCAGGUACCGAGGACCCCACGCAAUGUGUCAGCUGGACGUCCUGUUUCUGCCCGCACUGCUACAUGGACAGCCUGCAGGCCCAGCUUCCUGACAGUAACCUAACAAGCACAAAGGCCGCUCUCAGAUUAGUGUCACGGGGCUAGUGCAUCCCAUGCACGUUCGUCAUCCAGCGGAAGGACAGUAAAAGAGUGUUUUUUUCCUGUCCCUCCCACUAUGUCUGUCCUUGUGAGGUGGGAAAUAAAAAGGCAUUAUGUAACCAGAUGAAAUUCAAAGAGACCAGAGCUAAACGUGGGGCAGACGAACUGCAGCAACGGUUGUAGUAAGACUCAAGAAGAGUAUUUUCGAUCGGAAAGGCUGCUGUGUUGUGGGGGAAAGAGACACGCAGACCUCAGCCAUCCCUCGAACCCGACUCCCCCCAGGAAAUCACUGCAUCACAAAUCCGUAGCUUCACUUCAGCUACUUGUGGCCUUAUAGCUUUCAGUUGCCAUGGAAAUGGGCAUUCCCCAUGCUUCGAGACAAUCCAGUAACAGCCAUGUGUGUAUAUAGCUGCAUACCAUGUCAAGAGAAAUUUUUGAUAAAAAAGUGAUAUUUUCUGCUUUUGAAGUUAUGUAUGUAAGCCUUAAAUUGUUUAUAUGGAAAAAAGAAUGAAACCUAAAAUAUUAAACUAUGCUAUAGAGAAGAACAUUUAGGCCAGAAAUGUAUUUAUUUAUUUUUAGAAAUGCAAAAAGGCAGUUUUAUCAAAAUUUACGAAUGCAGAUGUGAGGGAAUAUAUACAAAAUAUAUUAACGUAAAUGAGAUUUGUUUGAACCUUAAUGUUUGAACGUUUUUUAGCAUUCCAUGUAAUAUCAGCUGAGUUUUAAAAUUUUCUUACUUUUUCGAUAAGAAUGGAAAAUCCAGAGCUUUGUUUUUUGUGAA